Molecule: messenger RNA, 1191 nt
Organism: Nicotiana attenuata
Lineage: Eukaryota; Viridiplantae; Streptophyta; Magnoliopsida; Solanales; Solanaceae
Exons: 8
Coding region: 1-1191 (396 amino acids)
Biological process (GO): DNA recombination; DNA repair; DNA replication
Cellular component (GO): nucleus
Molecular function (GO): DNA binding
Source: RefSeq, a predicted model, not a curated record
AUGGCGACACAAAUUCAUGAUAUCAAACAAAUUUCAGGCAACUCAAUGCAAUGGAACCUUAAAGUUAGAGUCGUUCGAAUGUGGGUAAUGCCGGAUCGCUUUAAGCCGGAAAUACCAUAUUCAAUUGAAUUGGUUUUACAGGAUUCUAAGCUAUCUGAAUUGAGAUGUGCAAAUUCAAGAAUUAUAGCUGUUAGAUUAAUAUGCGACUGCUGUUGUCGAUAUACUUACAUUUUUCUGGUUUUAGAACUUGAGACAGAGAUGGAGAUUCUUUACAUUUUAUUCUGGUUACUUACAGCACGUCCGUCAAACAUUGAGCGAAUCACUCAAACAAGUUCUCAGCAAAGUUACUCUAAUAGAGAUGAGUUAAACAAAGGAAUUGUAGAGUUUAAAACUAUUAGGGAUUUAGUUCAGUGCACUCAAGAAAGUAGCUGUUGGAUUGCGGCAGAAUUGGUAAGUUUGGAACUUGACCGGGGAUGGUCAUACUUGGCAUGCAACAAGUGUAGUAGAAAGGUUGAUAAAGUUGGAAAUAAAUACUUUUGUAAGAAAUGCAAUGAAGAUCAAUUUUCAUGUACUCACAGGUAUAGGCUUCAAGUACGAGUUAUGGAUGGAACCGCUUUUAUCUCAUUGUUGCUUUGGAAUCGAGAGGCUAUGCAGCUUAUAGGGAGGUCUGCAAAAGAACUUAAGGGAAGCUCCCUUGAGAAUUCACUUGCGGAUGCUGACUGUUCUUAUCCAAGUGAACUGGACGCUAUUCUUUAUAAAAAAUUAAUGUUCAAGGUUAUUGUUAAGCAAGAGAAUAUUGAGUCUCAGGUCGAAGUCUACAAAGUUCUUAAGCUUAGUGAUGAUGAUGACCUUUUAAAGGAAUACAGCCACAAUUUAUUCGAAGACAAUAUCACCGAUUCAAAGUUUUUUGAUGGACAAAGCUCAAGUGGAGAUAAGCUUUUCAAGGAUGUAAUGGCCGAAAGUCAGCAGUCUAUUUUGCAAACUCCCAUAGAUAAAAGCGUAUCAGAAAGUGGAUCGUCGGUGUUAGAAGAUGGUGAUGCUUGCAAUGUAAAAAUAUGUCCUUUGAAGACGUAUGACAACAAGACUAGAUCCACUAAUAAGGCAUCAACAGCAGUACCAGAUGAUGAAUUCAAUUCUCAACUCUCUAGCAACAAGGUUCGCAAGGUCAUAAAGAAAGAAAAGAAUCCCUGA